AUGCAAAGCGAUGUGGACAAGCUUACUGCGCGCCUAUCUGGAGCACGCUCGGGAGCCUCGAAAGUAGUCGCCCAAACGUCACAGUUGCGAGCAAAACUCUCCGAUUCGGAACAUCGCGCGGCGGUUAGCGGUGCUUUUCUACAACGAUUUGUGCUCAGUCCGGAUCAGAUGACCGCUCUGGAGUCUGACACUGUGGACGCCUCGUUUCUCGGAGCUUUGCACAAGUUGGAGAAGAUUCACGACAACUCUAGAGUCUUGCUCCGCAUGAAAAAUCAACGCGCGGGGCUCGAAGCUCUCGAAUUUGCGGCGACAAAACGAGAGGAGGCUUACGAGAAAGUAUUCCGAUUCGUUCAGGCCCAAUGCGGGACAUUGGAUGUGGAUGCAGAAGAGCAGGAAGAGGAGGCUGCCCUCCUCAGACAGGCUAUUCGUGCUCUUCGGGCGCGACCCAUGUUACUACGUUUCUGUGCUGAAGAGGUUGGCUCGGCACGACGCGCAUCUCUAGUUUCCAGAUUUGUUUCGGCCCUCACGAAGGGGGGACCUGGAGGUAUGCCAAGGCCGAUUGAACUCCAUGCACAUGACCCCAUGCGAUACACAAAUGACAUGCUCGCUUGGAUUCAUCAGGCUCUUGCCUCGGAGAAGGAGCUCACGAAUCGCCUGUUCACUGCUGACGCUAAUGAGUCUGACGAAAGGACGAAAAGCCACAAUGAGGAGCUCGCCCUGAAGGUUUUGAAUACUGUUUUCGAUGCCCUGUGUCGACCAUUUCGUAUUCGCUUUGAGCAAGCCCUUGAACAAACUCUACCUGUAGUCGUCCUGUACCGCCUGGCAAGUCUCCUUGAGUUCUACGCUAGCACAAUGUCUCAACUACUGGGUCGUGACGCUGCACUACCGGAAAUGCUUAUGGAGUGCAAUUCUAUUGCCAUGUACGGCUUUUUCUCUGCUUGGAAGUCGAAAAUGGAGUCCUUCCGCGUAGCUGGAAUUGGACCAUCUGAAGAUCUCAUGCCGCCAGUAGCGGUGAACCAAUCUAUGACGCGCUUGGACGAGAUCAUGGCUACUCUAGACGCCAGCUUGACACCUGAAGAUGCCAGGCAAGGGCAAAUUUCUGCUGUCUUAGAGGUAAUUCUGAAUCCUUUACAGGCGCUGUGCGAAAGCAUGUCGACGAAACGCCUUGCUGCGCUGGAGCAACAUGUCUUUAUGGCAAAUUGUAUUGACUCCAUGAGAAUGCCACUCAUGGCUUACUCAUUUGCUACGUCUAGAGUGGAACAACUGACAAAGACAGCAGACGUGCACAUCGAUCACUACAUUCGGUUAAGUUCAGUAAUAGUGUUGAGGCGGUGUGGCCUGGCAGACCGGGCACGAAUCCUAUCGGAAGCAAAACAAGCCGCUGCUGAUACAACAAGGUCAGAAAAGGACGAGGGUUCGAGCGCAUCAAAAGGAGGUUUCAUCCCUCUUUCGAAAGUUGCAGGUAUGGAUGCGGAGGCACUGUCGAUAUCUGUGAAGAAUUUUUAUGCAAUGUUGUUCGGUGGAAGCACGAUUGGGUCAUCUGAGGCGUUGCAACCACCGCACGUCUCAAAUAUCACAAACGUCAGAGCUAGAAACCGGGCUAGGGCUGCAGUGGCAGAAAUUCUUGCGAGGACACACACAGAAAUUUAUAAUGCAGUUCAAGAUCCGGCAAACCAAUACGGUCCAGAUGCCGUCUCCGCCGUAGGCCUUCGUGAUCCGCAAAAGGUUGAGCUAAUCUUGUCGAACGGGCACAUCGGUAGUCGGUAGAACCAAGCUUGUCGAUGGAACGCAUCGCUUGUCGGUAGAACAAGCCCAUCUACACUGUGUGAAAAUGUAUGUAUCAUCACACGAUUGGUUUCUUCACAGAAGCAUCACAACUCGAGAACAACCGAACUCUGCGCCAUUAAGUUUGCGUCUAAACGGAGUACGGGUUGUCGCAGUUGUCAACAUCUAUGUCGAUUUGACUAAACUCGUUUUGCGGGUAAUGCUCACUACGAAUUUUGUUGAAGUGGUGGACCUCUGCAUGAAAUUAUCGUCAGGAGUGAGGUACAGCCGAUACCAAUCAGAUGCCAGAUGCAUCCCUUCUUUGCAUUCUCAAUCUCGCGAUUGAUCUCUUCCCUCUUCUCGGACCCUUCGUUUCGUACAGCUACAAUUCGCUCAAUACGAUCUAGCUUCACCACUCUCCCUCCUUCAGCACACCAAUCCAUCAUCACUAAACCAAUGACUUCCCACUUCAA
Molecule: messenger RNA, 2237 nt
Organism: Chondrus crispus (carragheen)
Lineage: Eukaryota; Rhodophyta; Florideophyceae; Gigartinales; Gigartinaceae
Exons: 2
Coding region: 1-1767 (588 amino acids)
Biological process (GO): intra-Golgi vesicle-mediated transport
Cellular component (GO): COG complex
Source: RefSeq, a predicted model, not a curated record